Stylophora pistillata is the source of this 3892-nucleotide messenger RNA. RefSeq lists its product as uncharacterized. NCBI's taxonomy places the organism in Eukaryota, Metazoa, Cnidaria, Anthozoa, Scleractinia, Pocilloporidae. Gene Ontology annotation, molecular function: extracellular matrix structural constituent. The record is from RefSeq and is a predicted model, not a curated record.
UUGAUCGCUGUGGCUGGGGUGUGAUACCCUAGAUAGCAGGGUAGUACGGCAUUACCUUACUGUCUAGCACGCACAAGACUAGGGACUGUUCAUUGAACCUUCAUGCUUCAGCCCUGUUAGGCUACUUGGGUUGAAAAGAUGGGGUUCUCUACCUCUAAAGUAGCAGUUUCUCUUUUGUUUGUCCUAUGGAUUUGCAGUACGCAGGGGCAGGAUAUUCCAACAGAGAUAGACAUUUCAUUAAAAGGUGAACCAGGAGAAAAAGGAAGCAAAGGAAGAGCGGGAGACCAAGGUCCCCCUGGUCCAUUUGGGCCAAGAGGUCCACAAGGACGACAGGGAAAGCGAGGCAAGUCAGGACAGAUGGGAUCCCCUGGAGAACAGGGUGCCCCGGGACAGCGUGGACCACCAGGCUCUAUGGGCCCGGCUGGAUUGCCUGGAGCAGAUGGAAGCGUAGGAGAACCAGGUAAUCCUGGUAAAAAUGGACAAAAAGGAGAACGGGGACCUGAUGGUAUUUCUGGAGAAGAUGGUCAAGCUGGUCCAAGAGGAGCUCCAGGGGCACCAGGUGAACCAGGAAAUGAUGGAAGAGAUGGCGAAAAGGGUGCAAGAGGAAAAGAUGGCGAACCAGGCAAAUCAGGACCACCGGGACCUCAAGGACCAAAUGGUGGCAUGGGAAUUGCUGGCCAAAAAGGAGAACAGGGUGCACCAGGCAAGGCUGGAGCAACUGGUCCCACUGGCUCACGUGGCCCUUCAGGUGCUCCUGGUGAAUUUGGUGAAAGAGGAGAGCAGGGAACCCCAGGAGCUGAUGGAUCACCAGGUUUAAGAGGUUUCCCUGGCCAAAGUGGUUCACGAGGUCUUACUGGAGCUCAAGGUGAACCCGGGCCAGCUGGACCACCAGGCCCUGAUGGAAAGAAGGGACCACAAGGAGAAAGGGGACAAGAUGGGAUACCUGGAGACCCUGGCGAUGUUGGAGCUCCAGGUGAAACAGGCUCUCAGGGUGAAUCGGGCAUCAAAGGAGAAAAAGGCAAACCAGGAGAGAACGGAUUAGAUGGAACACCUGGAGAGCGCGGUGAAAGAGGACCUGAAGGUCCCCAGGGUAACUCUGGUGCAGCAGGUUCUCCAGGUCGCCCAGGUCCACCAGGCCCCCCUGGAACUAAGGGAGACAGAGGAGACACAGGUCCACAGGGAAGCAGAGGAAACCCAGGAAGAGACGGCAAGAGGGGAUAUGCUGGCACCCCAGGUCCCCCAGGAGCUCCUGGAGAACGAGGAACGAGAGGUUCCCCCGGACUUUUUGGCACACCAGGUGCUGAUGGCGAGUCAGGAUUAGCUGGCCCUCGUGGAGCCCCAGGAUUGCCAGGACCUGGCGGUGAGAAUGGAGCUGAUGGUCCAACAGGACCUCCUGGACCCCCUGGGCCAAUGGGUGAGCAAGGUGAACAGGGAGCCCCUGGAGAUAUGGGCGAGCGUGGACCUGAUGGUACCGUUGGGCCCAUUGGAGACCCUGGAGGACCUGGACCGGCAGGAACUGCUGGUAGAAUCGGAAGGGAUGGUCCCAUUGGACCACCCGGAGAAAGUGGAGCUCCAGGACCUAUAGGACUUCUCGGCCCAGAGGGACCACCUGGUCUAGACGGCGAGAGAGGACUGGACGGUGCAAAGGGUGAUCCUGGCGAGCCUGGUGCCGACGGCAAGCAAGGUCUGGCUGGUCAGCCUGGUCAAGAUGGACGACCUGGAGCUCGAGGAAAACCAGGAGAGACAGGCAGGCGGGGACCCCCAGGCCCUCCUGGUCCUCCUGGGCCAAGAGGAGAUGGAGGGCCGUCAGGAGGAGCAGGUGCCCCUGGUCCUCAAGGACCUCCUGGCAGCAAAGGACCACGGGGAGAAGCUGGUGAACCAGGUCAGAACGGAGCCGGCGGUUCGGCAGGAGAAGGGGGUGCCAUAGGACCCCCUGGCCCUCCCGGAAAACCUGGAUUCCCUGGCACAGAUGGAACGCCUGGUCAACCUGGAGCACCUGGUAACCCGGGUACACGUGGACAAAAGGGUGCCAGAGGGUUCCCAGGUCUUGAUGGAGAAGAUGGCGCACAAGGACCGCGCGGAGGACCUGGCCAGAGAGGUUCCAUGGGAGACCGUGGACCAUUUGGAACACAGGGUGCUCCAGGAGAGGAUGGCCCAAACGGUGAACGAGGACUUGGCGGUAAUAGUGGACCUCAAGGAGUAAAAGGAGUUCGUGGACUCCAGGGAACGAAGGGAGAUAAGGGUCCACGUGGUAUGAUGGGCUCGCCCGGACGCAUGGGUCUUCAAGGCCGACUGGGACCGCCAGGAAACCCAGGCUACAACGGUGAAUCGGGACAACAGGGACCCCCGGGAGACCAAGGCCCCCCUGGUGAACCUGGACAGGAUGGUUUCCAGGGCUUAGCUGGCCCAACUGGACCCAAAGGAUUUAAAGGGGGACCGGGCCAAUCAGGAUUCGCGGGAACACCAGGGAAACCGGGACCACCGGGACCUCCAGGAGAACGUGGUGAUCCUGGCUUUCCAGCCCCUAGACAGAUACGUACCAGCAUUGGUGGACCAGCUAAGGGCCCUGGACCAGGACCUAUUGAGGAGGAGUCUGAAGAAGUGGAGCCUGAAGGAUUUAGAAGGAAACGACGAUCAGCCGUAUCUGAGGAGAUGCAAGUUUUGGACCGUAUCGCCGAACUUUCCCAGAAAAUGUAUGAUGUGGAGCACCGAGACAAUUCACGCAAUUUCCCUGCUAAAACUUGUAGAGAUCUUCAGCUAUGUCACUCUGGUAUCAGGCUCAAAGAUGGCGAAUAUGACAUCGACCCUAAUGGCGGUUCACCAAAUGACCAGAUCACUGUAUACUGUAAUUUCACCAACCAAGCCACUUGCAUCAGGCCUAAAAUGAAAAAGAUUCCCAAGAGUACCUGGAAGACCCAAGUAGAUCCUAGGAUGAAAGUCGCAUGGUUUUCUGAGGACUUAAACAAUGAGAGCAAGAUUGAAUACGAUAUUGACGACAUCCAACUGUACCAUCUACAACUGCGUAGUAACCACGCCCAACAGGAGUUCACUUUUAAAUGUAAAAACUCGGUGGCCUGGUACGACCAGAGUGCCCGCACUUUUAAGAAAGCGGUCAAGUUUGAAGGUGUGAACGGCCACGAGUUUAGCUCCAAAUCCAAAUCAAAGAAAGCCAUGAUCAAGGUUCCCAAUGACGGUUGCAAGGUGAAGGAUGGAUCUCAACGCAGCACGCAAUUUGUUGUUACAACCACACAAGCCUCCCGGUUGCCUAUUGUUGACUUUGCAGCGUACGAUUUAGCGGGAGAACUAGAAGUUGAAAUCGGUGAAGUGUGUUUCUGGUGAACUAUGUAUAAUAACUAGGAAUCGUCCCCGCUAUAUUAUAAAAUAAAAACUGGACCUCAGGUUGACGACUGUGGAUGGCGAUUGACUGUUUUUUUUUUUAUUUUUUUUUAUUUUGCGAUAUUAGCUUCGUUUUGCGAAGGAAAGAUUCUUUAUGAAUAAAUGUUAUAGCGCGUUCAAGAGAGAACUUGUGAAUUGUUAUGUUGUGUCAUCUGCUGUAAUAAAUAAAAGAUUAAUGAGGCGGGAAAUUGUUAGAAGAAACGUUUUUAAAUAUUUCAGAUCCUAGGUUGAUUAUAAUACCAAAAGUAGUUGAUUUGUUGUAAGCCCCAUUUUCUAACAACUGGUUAGAUUGUAAACACAAGUAAAUAUGCUACCAAAGAAACACGGUUUCUCAAUGAAAGAUCCUAUCAUCGUGUUAAAUUAUAGCCUACACAAUCAACAGCACCCGGCACAACUAGGAGUGUUUCUAUAUUUGAGUUCAUUAGUUUUAUCAUAACUUGUAUGAACGAGAUAAUUUUCGAUACAUUUGAACUUAUCAUUAAAUUCUCUCAAGGAG